Molecule: messenger RNA, 1325 nt
Organism: Fusarium redolens
Lineage: Eukaryota; Fungi; Ascomycota; Sordariomycetes; Hypocreales; Nectriaceae
Exons: 6
Coding region: 265-1248 (327 amino acids)
Molecular function (GO): oxidoreductase activity
Source: RefSeq, a predicted model, not a curated record
GAUUCUGCUGGGCAUUCGUCCGCCGAUUUCCCGGAGCUUUCGAGGUGGAUUUGUCAUGCGGUUGAACUGGUAAGACGGGAAUAAACUGCGGGAAUAAACAUCACGGUGUUGGUAGUGUCGGCGGACGAACCCGGCAGCCCUGCAAAUUGGCGGAAUCCAAGGGAACAAGAAGAUAUAUAAGAGACCAAAUAGAUGAAGCUCAAAGAAUGGUUUCAAAGUGAGAGUUUAAUCUAGGGUUGAAGUACCGGAUACAUCGAUUUCAUUAUGGUUAAAAUCGCAAUUGCAGGAGGAGCCGGCAACGUCGGCCAAGAGGUACUAGAUGCUCUCAUUGCUAGAAACAAGCAUGUGAUAAUUAUUCUGUCACGAAAGGAUGCGCCAGAAACAGAAAUCGCCCCUGGAGUGAAGUGGUUCAAGACGAAAUACGACAAUGUUGAAGAACUUACUAAGAUCCUAAAUGGCGUACAUACAGUUCUAUCUUUCAUGUCUGUCGCGCCUGGUGAUACAGCUGCUGGGCCACAGGAGAAGUUGAUCGAUGCCGCAGUCCGCGCAGGUGUGAAGCGCUUUGCGCCCAGUGAAUGGGCUUCGUCUAAACUGGAUUAUUUUCACUGGUAUGACUUCAAGAGGUCAGCGCGUGAGUACCUCGCGGAGAUUAACAAGGACAAAAAGGUCAUUGAAUACACACUCUUCCAGUUUGGACUCUUCACCAACUACAUGACCUACCCAUAUAAAUCAUCCAAGCACGUCAACCUUUUCGAAACGCCGGUCAACUUCAAUGGCUGCCGAGCCCUUCUUGUUGACGACGGAAAAGCAGUAAUAACACUUACAACUGCCCAAGACGCAGCCAAAGUAACUGCUCUAGCUAUUGAAUACGAAGGAGAGUGGCCGAUUGUCAGUGGUGUGAAAGGUACAGACAUUACGAUGAAUGAACUUGUUGCUCUUGGCGAGAAGAUCAGAGGUCAAAAGUUCCAAGUCGAGUACUUGAAGAGUGAUGAUCUCGAGGCUGGUGUUGUCAAAGCUUCGUGGCUUCCAAUUCCUGAACACCCAUCAAUUCCAGUUGAGAUGCGCGAAAAGAUUGCUGCCGACAUGAUCAAAUGCUUCCUUCUUGGGAUUAAGCAUGGGGCUCUGCAAGUCUCUGAUGAGUGGAAUAAACUUCUGCCAGACUAUGAGUUUACUCAGCCUGAAGAGUUUCUUACUAAGGCAUGGGCUGCCAUUGACGGCGGAGCUAAGAGUGUCUUCACGGAAAGUUGAAAGCUCUAGUAAAACGAUAGAAGUAACAUGUUUAGUGGUAUCAGAAGUUCAAGAAUAUAUACAUGAGAAAUAUGCAA